UCUCAUCUCUUCUUCAUUGUUCUUCCCCAAUCCAAACCCCAACCAUUUUCCUCCACACACACACUCAGAUACACAAAUCCUUCCAACAAUAUUCUAUACCCGCUUCCCAAUUCUCAUUGCAUUUCACAAUCAUUAUUCUUACUCUCUUACUACCUCCAUCAAUGGCUUCCACCUCCUGUUUCCUUCACCACCACGCCCUCACCGCCGCCGCAAGAUCCUCGUCUUCCCCACGCCAGGCCGCCCUGCCCAAGUCUCCCCAGCUGCUCGUCUGCCGUGCCCAGAAGCAGCAACCCGCUCAGGAGGAGGAAGGCGGUGUUGUCUCUCGUCGAUUGGCUCUCACUGUCCUCAUCGGCGCCGCUGCUCUUGGCUCCAAGGUUUCUCCGGCUGAUGCUGCUUAUGGAGAAGCUGCCAAUGUGUUUGGAAAGCCAAAGUCCAACACAGAUUACUUGCCAUACAGUGGAGAUGGAUUCAAGCUUUCAAUUCCUUCUAAGUGGAAUCCAAGCAAAGAAAGGGAAUUCCCAGGCCAAGUUCUUAGAUAUGAAGACAACUUUGAUUCCAACAGCAAUCUUAGUGUAAUUAUCAACCCAACUGACAAAAAAUCCAUCAAAGACUUUGGCUCCCCUGAAGAAUUCCUUUCCAAGGUUGACUAUUUGCUGGGAAAGCAAGCUUACUUUGGAAAGACUGCUUCUGAGGGUGGGUUCGACCCGGAUGCAGUAGCAACAGCAAACAUAUUGGAGGCUACAGCGUCCAACGUGAAUGGAAAGGACUACUACUUCGUAUCUGUGUUGACAAGAACUGCAGAUGGAGAUGAAGGUGGGAAGCAUCAGCUGAUCACAGCAACUGUGAAUGAUGGAAAGCUUUACAUUUGCAAGGCACAAGCAGGAGACAAGAGGUGGUUUAAAGGAGCAAGGAAGUUUGUGGAGGGUGCAGCUAGUUCUUUCAGUGUUGCUUAAGAAGAGAGAGAGCAAUGUUGUUUGAUUAGUAAUGUGAGCGAGAGAGAGAGAGAGAGAGGUGUUUGUUGUAUAUUUUGGAGAACAUUACCUUAACCAAUGAAAGGGAUUGUCAAUGUGUUGUGUUGAGAUGUUCAUGACCUUUAUUUUUUUGGUUCUCCAUAAAAUUGUUUUAAGGGUUGGGUGAAUGAAGCUUUUAGAAGGAAGGAGAUAUUUCUUAUUCUCUU
Messenger RNA from Cucumis sativus (cucumber), 1177 nucleotides. RefSeq names its product oxygen-evolving enhancer protein 2, chloroplastic-like. Gene Ontology annotation, molecular function: calcium ion binding. The record is from RefSeq and is a predicted model, not a curated record. Gene Ontology annotation, cellular component: extrinsic component of membrane; photosystem II oxygen evolving complex; photosystem II. NCBI's taxonomy places the organism in Eukaryota, Viridiplantae, Streptophyta, Magnoliopsida, Cucurbitales, Cucurbitaceae. Gene Ontology annotation, biological process: photosynthesis. The transcript is spliced from 4 exons. The coding region runs from base 162 to 953 and encodes 263 amino acids.